Molecule: messenger RNA, 4187 nt
Organism: Jaculus jaculus (lesser Egyptian jerboa)
Lineage: Eukaryota; Metazoa; Chordata; Mammalia; Rodentia; Dipodidae
Product: ATP-dependent translocase ABCB1
Exons: 28
Coding region: 127-3954 (1275 amino acids)
Biological process (GO): transmembrane transport
Cellular component (GO): membrane
Molecular function (GO): ATP binding; ATP hydrolysis activity; ABC-type transporter activity
Source: RefSeq, a predicted model, not a curated record
AGGAAGUCGAGGCGCAGUUGAGCAGCGGUUUCCAGGAGUCUCUGCUCCUAUCUCCUGGUCUCUCCACUGAAGUUUCCGUUGCUUCUGUCAGACACUUCUUGACAAAAAGGAAAGUCCGAGGUCGCGAUGGAUCUUGAAGGUGACAGCGAUGGAAAGGCAGGGAAGAAUUGGAAGCUGGACAAAAAGAGUAAAAAGGAGAAGAAGGAAAAGAAACCAAGUGUCAGUACAUUUACAAUGUUUCGCUAUGCAGGUUGGCUUGAUAGGCUGUACAUGAUAUUGGGAACUCUGGCUGCCGUUAUCCAUGGAGCUGGACUUCCACUCACAAUGCUGGUAUUUGGAGACAUGACAGACAGUUUUGCAAGUGCAGGAGCCAAUAUUCCAGCUAAUUUUACCCUUGAAGGUGAAAUCAACAAAACAAUGAUCCUUGAAAAACUGGAGAGAGACAUGACCACGUAUGCCUACUAUUACACUGGAAUUGGUGCUGGUGUGCUUAUUGCUGCUUACAUUCAGGUUUCAUUCUGGUGCCUGGCAGCCGGAAGACAAAUACACAAAAUAAGGCAGCAGUUUUUCCAUGCUAUCAUGAAGCAGGAGAUAGGCUGGUUUGAUGUGCAUGAUGUUGGGGAGCUUAACACCCGGCUCACUGAUGAUGUCUCCAAAAUUAAUGAAGGAAUUGGUGAUAAAAUUGGAAUGCUCUUCCAGUCAAUGGCAACUUUUUUUGCUGGUUUUAUAAUAGGAUUUACACGUGGUUGGAAGCUAACACUUGUAAUUUUAGCCAUCAGCCCCGUUCUUGGACUAUCAGCUGCUAUUUGGGCAAAGAUAUUAUCUUCAUUUACUGAUAAAGAACUCUUGGCAUAUGCAAAAGCUGGAGCAGUAGCAGAGGAAGUCUUAGCAGCCAUCAGAACUGUGGUCGCAUUUGGAGGACAAAACAAAGAACUUGAGAGGUAUAAUAAAAAUUUAGAAGAAGCCAAAAGACUUGGGAUAAAGAAAGCUAUCACAGCCAACAUUUCCAUAGGUGCUGCUUUUCUCCUCAUUUAUGCAUCAUACGCUCUGGCAUUUUGGUACGGGACAUCCUUGGUCAUCUCAAAUGAAUAUUCUAUUGGACAAGUGCUCACUGUCUUCUUUUCUGUAUUAAUUGGGGCCUUUAGUAUUGGACAAGCAUCUCCAAAUAUUGAGGCAUUUGCAAAUGCAAGAGGAGCAGCUUAUGAAAUCUUCAGGAUAAUUGAUAAUGAGCCAAGCAUUGACAGCUUCUCAAAGAAGGGGCAUAAACCAGACAAUAUUAAGGGAAAUUUGGAAUUCAAAAAUGUUCACUUCAGCUACCCAUCCCGAAAAGAAGUUCAGAUCCUGAAGGGACUCAACCUGAAGGUGCAGAGUGGGCAGACAGUAGCCCUGGUUGGGAACAGUGGCUGUGGGAAAAGCACAACUGUCCAGCUGCUGCAGAGGCUCUAUGACCCCAUAGAGGGUGUGGUCAGUAUCGAUGGUCAGGACAUUCGGACCAUAAAUGUAAGGUAUCUGAGGGAAAUUAUCGGUGUGGUGAGUCAGGAACCUGUGCUGUUUGGCACCACGAUAGCUGAAAACAUUCGCUAUGGUCGUGAAAAUGUCACCAUGGAUGAGAUUGAGAAAGCUGUCAAGGAAGCCAAUGCCUAUGACUUCAUUAUGAAACUACCUCAUAAAUUUGACACCCUGGUGGGAGAGAGAGGGGCCCAGCUGAGUGGUGGACAGAAACAGAGAAUUGCUAUUGCCCGUGCCCUGGUUCGCAACCCCAAGAUCCUCCUGCUGGAUGAGGCCACAUCAGCCCUGGACACAGAGAGUGAAGCAGUAGUUCAGGCAGCCCUGGAUAAGGCCAGAGAAGGCCGGACCACCAUUGUGAUAGCUCAUCGCUUAUCUACCGUGCGCAAUGCUGAUGUCAUCGCUGGGCUUGAUGAUGGAGUCAUUGUGGAGAAGGGAAAUCAUGAUGAACUCAUGAAAGAGAAAGGCAUUUACUUCAAACUAGUCACAAUGCAGACAAGAGGAAAUGAAAUUGAAUUAGAAAAUGAAGUUUUUGAAUCCAAAAGUGAAACUGAUGCCUUAGACAUGUCUUCAAAUGAUGCAGGAUCCAGUCUAAUAAGAAGAAGGUCAACUCGCAAGAGCACCCAUGGACCACAUGGCCAAGACAGAAAGCUUAGUACAAAAGAGAUCCAGGAUGAAAAUGUUCCUUCAGUUUCAUUUUGGAGAAUUCUAAAGCUGAACUCAACUGAAUGGCCUUAUUUUGUGGUUGGUGUAUUUUGUGCCAUUAUAAAUGGUGGCUUGCAACCAGCAUUUGCAGUAAUAUUCUCAAAGAUUGUGGGGGUUUUUACAAGAAAUGAUGAUCCUGAAACUAAACGACAGAAUAGUAACCUGUUUUCCCUAUUGUUUCUUAUCCUUGGAAUUAUUUCUUUUAUUACAUUUUUCCUCCAGGGCUACACAUUUGGCAAAGCUGGAGAGAUCCUCACAAAGCGGCUCCGAUACAUGGUCUUCAAAUCCAUGCUGAGGCAGGAUGUCAGCUGGUUUGAUAACCCUAAAAACACCACUGGAGCAUUGACCACCAGGCUUGCUAAUGAUGCUGCUCAAGUUAAAGGGGCGGUAGGCUCCAGGCUUGCUAUCAUUACCCAAAAUAUAGCAAAUCUUGGGACAGGAAUUAUCAUAUCUUUAAUUUAUGGAUGGCAGUUAACACUUUUGCUCUUAGCAAUUGUACCCAUCAUUGCAAUAGCAGGAGUCAUUGAAAUGAAAAUGCUGUCUGGACAAGCACUAAAAGACAAGAAAGAAUUAGAAGGUUCUGGGAAGAUCGCCAUUGAAGCAAUAGAAAACUUCCGCACUGUUGUUUCAUUGACUCAGGAGCAGAAGUUUGAAAAUAUGUAUGCACAGAGUUUGCAGGUACCUUACAGAAAUGCUUUGAGGAAAGCACACAUCUUUGGGAUCACAUUUUCCUUCACUCAGGCAAUGAUGUAUUUUUCCUAUGCUGCUUGCUUCCGGUUUGGGGCCUUCCUGGUGGCACGUGAGACCAUGGUAUUUGAAGAUGUUCUAUUGGUAUUCUCAGCUAUUGUUUUUGGUGCUAUGGCAGUUGGGCAGGUCAGUUCAUUUGCUCCAGACUAUGCCAAAGCCAAAAUUUCAGCAUCACAUGUCAUCAUGAUCCUUGAAAAAGUCCCAGAGAUUGACAGCUAUAGCACAGAAGGACUAAAACCUAAUACAUUGGAAGGAAAUGUAACUUUUAAUGAUGUCAUGUUCAACUAUCCCACCCGACCAGACAUCCCAGUGCUUCAGGGGCUGAGUCUCGAGGUGAAGAAGGGUCAGACACUGGCCCUGGUGGGCAGCAGUGGCUGUGGAAAGAGCACAGUGGUCCAGCUCCUUGAGAGGUUCUAUGACCCCCUGGGUGGAAGAGUGUUUCUGGAUGGCAAAGAAGUAAAACAACUGAAUGUGCAGUGGCUCCGAGCACACCUGGGCAUUGUGUCCCAGGAGCCCAUCCUGUUUGACUGCAGCAUCAGCGAAAACAUCGCCUAUGGAGACAACAGCAGGGUCGUGUCCCAGGAUGAGAUCGUGAGAGCAGCCAAGGAGGCCAACAUUCACCAGUUCAUUGAUUCUUUGCCUGACAAAUAUAACACCAGAGUUGGAGACAAAGGGACUCAGCUGUCUGGUGGUCAGAAACAACGCAUCGCCAUAGCUCGUGCCCUUGUUAGACAGCCUCACAUUUUGCUUUUGGAUGAAGCAACAUCAGCUCUGGAUACAGAAAGUGAAAAGGUUGUUCAGGAAGCCCUGGACAAAGCCAGAGAAGGCCGCACCUGCAUUGUGAUUGCUCACCGUCUGUCCACCAUCCAAAAUGCAGACCUAAUCGUGGUGAUUCAGAAUGGCAAGGUCAAGGAGCAUGGCACCCACCAACAGUUGCUGGCACAGAAAGGCAUCUACUUCUCAAUGGUCAGCGUCCAGGCUGGAGCAAAGCGCUAAGGAACUAUAACCAUAUAAGAUGUUAAAUAUUGUUUAAAUAUUUGUAUGAAAGUAUGGCAUUUAUUCAAAGCUUAAAAGAAAGUACUUAGUAGGUUUGGUAGUUUUCUGUUUAACAUAACCUAUCAUGAUGAAAAUCAUUUAGUCAAACUCAGAGUCUGCAGAGACUCCCUAACUGAAGGAACAGAAAUGGGGACAUUAUCAAACAUCAAAAACCAUUAUCAUUGGUUUUAACU